AUGUCUUCGGAUCACGAACAUGAUGAUGACCGCGAAAUCAAUGUGCUGGACGACACAGAUUCCAGACUAUCACACACAGACAGUGAACCAAGGAGCUCUAGGAGCAGGUGCAGUAGUCCAGAAAACGUAUCUUCAUCCAAUGCGGCUCUCCCCUUUAGUAUAUCGAACCUUCUCGGGAAGAACUUUGACCAAAAGCAAGACGAAGGUGAUAUGGGUGGAUUGUACUCUUCACCAGCAAAUGGACUGUUUCAGCAUCAUCAAAGAAAUGCUUUAAGUUUGAUGCCAGCAGGUUUUUACGGGCAAGGUGUUUUGAGGGUACCUGCCCAUCGGCCUCUGGGAGGUCCAGGGAGUCCACCAAAUGGGGCUGCGGCACUUUUCAGCCCAUGGUCGUUAGGGUUGGACCCAGUUUUGCAAAGAUCAGCGGCUGCUGCUGCGUUCGCUUCACAGGUGGUCAAGGAUCGAUUGGCAGACAUGCCUAAGUCAAGGAAAGGGAAAAAAGAAAAUGGAAGAAAAUUGUGGGAGAAAGGAAGCAUGGAGGAAGCAGUGGCAGCAGUUAGGGAUGGUAGAAUGGGGUAUUUAAAAGCAGCCACGAAGCACCCUUUUCCGGUUAUGUAA
Acanthoscelides obtectus is the source of this 615-nucleotide messenger RNA. Lineage: Eukaryota; Metazoa; Arthropoda; Insecta; Coleoptera; Chrysomelidae. The record is from the annotation of a GenBank genome assembly.